Molecule: messenger RNA, 5342 nt
Organism: Thunnus maccoyii (southern bluefin tuna)
Lineage: Eukaryota; Metazoa; Chordata; Actinopteri; Scombriformes; Scombridae
Product: C-type lectin domain family 4 member E-like
Exons: 6
Coding region: 2898-3629 (243 amino acids)
Source: RefSeq, a predicted model, not a curated record
AUUUCAUGAUAGUUGAAAGUUGCAAAAAACCUGAUUGAGACCAUUUCUUAUGACAUCCCUCAUAUCAUAAUUAAACAAUGUAAUAUAGAUUUUGUGUAAUUAUGUCUUAUAUCAUCUAAUGACGCUUUCCUGAAAAUAAUUUUUAAAUGACGUCUGUUCAUCAGCUGACAGAUCUCUUUAGCAGAGGCCAUCAGUGUUUUUGAAUUUUACUUGAUAAUUAGUGGUUUCACUCAGGAAACACUUGCUGUUGUGAGAAAAUUAUCAAAUUAUUUUAGAUGAAAUGUAAACCAAAACUAUUCAACAGAUGAGUCAAUAUAAAGUCAGUCAAUUACAACAUAUAAGCACUGUACUGGAGUCAGACGUUUGUCAUGAUGUCCUUUGUAAUGCUGGUAGCUGAUACUGGUUGUGGCUUUUUAUGUAAUUAUGAAAACAGUUAAAAUCUUUUGAAAUAAUUAAUUUUUUUCAGUGUUUGUUUCUUUUAUCAUUAAUUGUGCAUAAAAACCCUGUUCUACUGGGAUGUGAGAGGUCAGCUACAGAUGGGGAUUUCAUUCAUUCAAAACUGAACUUGGUUAAAUGAUGAUCUGUCUUUUCACCACACUCUCAUGCUGUAUUCAACAGGCACUAAGUGAAGAAAACAACUCUAACAAUGAAACAGAACAUCCUGUAUCUCAAUCUAGACAAUCUACUGGAUGAGAUCUGAGACUGUCUUCACCAGAAAAAUAAAAGCACUGGUUGUUUGUACAAGUGACUUGAGGAAGAGUUCAGGUGGACGGGUGGGUCAGCAAACCAUGUGGCUUUGACAUGAGAGACAGCUGUUCUUUUGUUUACUUAACUAAAACUACUUGGUUGGAGUUGAGGAAGGAUUGUCUUCAUGGUUCAAAGGAACCAACGUUGACUGUUAGACAGGACCGGUUGUACACCUACCUAGACCAGCUGCAUGUGGACUUAAUUGUCAAAUGUAAUAUUGGGCUUUAUGACACAAUGUAGAUCAUAUUGUAUAUUAUGUAUCCUGCUGGACUUCAGUCUAAACCAAUAUGACAUCUUUAAUGUGUGUUGUGUAUAUAAUUAGACUUUUGUGUUGUGGUUCCUACACUUGCUGUAGGAACCAAUACAUAUGAUCUGUGUUGUGGGCUUGAAACAAAAGAUGGUGCAGGUGUGAUGUCAUCGGGGUAGAGUAAAUAUGUUUCAUUCAGUAUUUUUCAGAAUUUUGGACCCUAUUUUCAAGUGUAAUUCCAUAGGUCUAUAUUCAGUUCUCCUUUCAAUUUUCUCAAAAAAACCCCAAAAAACUAACAGUCCCUGUUCUAAAAGUAGGGAUCAAUUUAUUAAAAUAAAUCUCAGGUGAGCUCUGAUGUCACAGUGAAAUAUCUAGCCAUGACUUCAGGACUUGAAUGGAAAAUAAUACAAGAAGUUUAUGAUAUGAUUUAAAGGUAAGUUUGAGGAUUGCUGUGACUCUAUAAUGAAAGCCUUGAGUUGGAUCGCAGCAGAAUCUCAGGUGCUUUGAAAACCUUACAGCAGGUAGUUGGUUUAAACAGUAUACAGGUUAUUAUAUAUUCAUUUUUAAUAGUUGUUAAAUCUAUCAUAUGUCAAUUUUAAAUAUGAAUUUUUGUCCCAGAUUUAAUUUUUAAAAAGUAAAAUCCAUUUCAAAUCAGAAAAUGUCAUGAUAUAAGUUAAAUCAUAUUCAAAGUAAACUUUGUGCAGUCAGGCUCUUUAUGUGGUUGCACACGUGUGCAUAUGAAAGAGAAAAGAGAUAGAGAGCAAGUGCACAUACACAACUGUUUAUUUUGUCUGUCCGACAAAGCCUGCCAAGUUAAAACCAAAUCUACACACUUGGGGGAAAGAGUCCUCGCUGGAGAAGUAUGAGGGUAAAGUCACUCUAGGAGGAUCUGCAGCAGUGGCUCCGUUGUGUGGGUCUGUGUGCAGGCCUGGUCAACUGCCUUAUUUUUUUUCCUACCCGCAUUCUGACCUGUCCCUAUUCUGCCUCUGAUUGGCUCUGAUGCUGAUAUUCUUACCCUAACCCUUACCAUCUCACUCCUUAUGCCUUGGCAUAGGCACCCCAUUAGAUGGCCAUCUAUCAUUAGACUGCUGUAAUUCCUUAUAAGUUGGUCUUAGUCAGUCUUCCAUAUCCCGCAUGCCACUUAUUUAAAAUGCUGCUGCUCCUCCGUCACUCCUGUGUUGGCCUUUCUUCACUAGUUUCCUGUUCAGCAUAGAAUUAAUGACAACAUCUCACUGUUUCUCCUUAUAUUUCUGACUUUUAAACCUUCCAACUGCUCUGGGUCUUUGAAGUCUUCUGAUUUAAACCCAUAAGUGCCGCCAUAAACACUGUUUUUUCCAUUACACUGUGAUAUUAGUAUGUUGUAUGGGCUGCUAGGUGAUACUGCUACAUCAGUGUUGCUUGUUCUUACACAGCUGAUUUUUUACAUUGGUGACAGUGGUGUCAUGGACACAAAUACCACAAGGCUUUGCCUUAACUUAUCUACUUCCUCAAUAAUACCCCUGUUGCCACUGUUCUGUGGAACAAAUGUAUUAGAGAGCAGUUUACAGACAUGUAAAAUAUGAACAUUCUGUGUAAGAAUGACAAAAAACAACAGCCAUUAUUUGUAUUAUGAAAAACAAUAUGAAUAUUUUCUCUACGCGCAAGAAAUGAAAAUCUCCUUCCAAUGAGCUUACUACCAAACAGCAUCCAUAUGUUGAUUUCUGUCUAAAAAGUUAAACAAGACAAGAGACUCAUAGAGUUUUUGGCAGUUCCUGUUUCGAGUAAUGAUCACACAUUGUAUCUAUUUUUAGCAUAUUUGUGUGAGAAACUGAACCCAACAAGAGUUUCAUCAUAUGCUAUACAUGCGUUGUAGCGUGUGCUUCAGAGCUGACCCUUUAGAAAAUAGUUGGCAUCCUUAAGAGCGAUGGAGGAAAUUUAUGCAAAUGUUGACUCAAGAACUUCAACAAAACAGACAGGUCCAGGGAGCUCACAGAGGAGAUUUCAUGGAGCUCUUCUUGUCUUUCUGGGGCUGCUGAGUGUUUUCCUGCUGGCUGGACUCAUUGGCCUCGGUGUCCACUACCACAGUGUGCGCAGUUCAGCUGAAGAUGUCAUAGACAACCUGACUGAGCGUCUCCAGGACAGUAAUAACAACCUUUCUUCCGUGUCUGAAGAGAGAGACCUGCUGCUUGCCAACCUCACUGAAAUAGCUAAAGAGAUGGAAAAGCUUCAGAGUUUGUCUGUACAGAAGAAAACUUGUCCUGCAGGAUGGAGGAUGUUCAGAUGUUCCUGUUAUUUCCUCUCCAGUGAGUCUGGUUCCUGGUUCACAGGCAGACAGGACUGCAGAGAGAAAGGAGCAGAUCUGGUGGUUAUAGACAGCACUAAAGAACAGACAUUCUUGUCUACCUUCACUGAGGUAGAAACUUGGAUUGGUUUGACUGACAGAGACGAAGAGGGAACCUGGAAAUGGAUUGAUGGAACACCACUGACUUUAAGUUACUGGACGACAAAACAGCCUGAUAAUGGAAAUGGAGAUCCGCAGUGGGGUGAAGAGGACUGUGCACAUAUCAGGGCUGAGGGGAAAACUGGAGACAACUGGAAUGAUCUGUCAUGUGAUACUUCUCUGCGGUGGAUCUGUGAGAAAAAUGCUGGUGUAUAAUAUGUAAAAAUGCUUUUUCAAAGCAAACUAUGAUUUUGCAAAAGGCAAAUCAGUUUGUAUGUGUGUGAAUUUAAAACUUUUCUCUGCUGUGCUGAUGACCUUUUGCUUCUGCUCUGCCUUUUUAAAGAGAUUUCUAUAAAUUAGAUGUUUACAGCUUUUGCCAGAAGAGCUUCAUUAACCAAUUUCCAAUGUUUCAAACAACUAAAAGAAGCAGACAGAUAAAACAAAUCAAACCUCUGCAAAAUGCAACAGAUUCAUAAAAACCUUUAUUUUGAUUAAUGUCUUAGCUAAAGAUUUCAUGAUAGUUGAAAGUUGCAAAAAACCUGAUUGAGACCAUUUCUUAUGACAUCCCUCAUAUCAUAAUUAAACAAUGUAAUAUAGAUUUUGUGUAAUUAUGUCUUAUUAUAAUCAUCAAAUGAAACUUUCCUGAAAGUAAUUUUUAAAUGAAGUGUGUUCAUCAGCUGACAGAUCUCUUUAGCAGAGGCCAUCAGUGUUUGUGAAUUUUACUUGAUAAUUAGUGGUUUCACUCAGGAAACACUUGCUGUUGUGAGAAAAUUAUCAAAUUAUUUUAGAUGAAAUGUAAACCAAAACUAUUCAACAGAUGAGUCAAUAUAAAGUCAGUCAAUUACAACAUAUAAGCACUGUACUGGAGUCAGACGUUUGUCAUGAUGUCCUUUGUAAUGCUGGUAGCUGAUACUGGUUGUGGCUUUUUAUGUAAUUAUGAAAACAAUUAAAAUCUUUUUUAAAUAAUUAAUUUGUUUUCAGUGUCUUUAUGUUUCUUUUAUCAUUAAUUGUGCAGAAAAACCUUGUUCUACUGGGAUGUGAGAGGUCAGCAACAGAUGGGGAUUUCAUUCAUUCAAAACUGAACUUGGUUAAAAGAUGAUCUGUCUUUUCACCACACUCUCAUGCUGUAUUCAACAGGCACUAAGUGAAGAAAACAACUCUAACAAUGAAACAGAACAUCCUGUAUCUCAAUCUAGACAAUCUACUGGAUGAGAUCUGAGACUGUCUUCUCCAGAAAAAUAAAAGCACUGGUUGUUUGUACAAGUGACUUGAGGAAGAGUUCAGGUGGACAGGUGGGUCAGCAAACCAUGUGGCUUUGACAUGAGAGACAGCUGUUCUUUUGUUUACUUAACUAAAACUACUUGGUUGGAGUUGAGGGAGGAUUGUCUUCAUGGUUCAAAGGAACCAACGUUGACUGUUAGACAGGACCGUUUGUACACCUACCAUCCAUCACAACCUCCACCUCCAAGCAUUAAGGUUCCCCAGAGCUGUCUUUUGUGUCUAUAGACCAGCUGCAUGUGGACUUAAUUGUCGAAUGUAAUAUUGGGCUUUAUGACACAAUGUAGAUCAUAUUGUAUAUUAUGUAUCCUGCUGGACUUCAGUCUAAAGCAAUAUGACAUCUUUAAUGUGUAUUGUGUAUAUAAUUAGACUUUUGUGUUGUGGUUCCUACACCUGCUGUAUACACCAAUACAUAUGAUCUGUGUUGUGGGCUUGAAACAAAAGAUGGUGCAGGUGUGAUGUCAUCGGGGUAGAGUAAAUAUGUUUCAUUCAGUAUUUUUCAGAAUUUUGGACCCUAUUUUCAAGUGUAAUUCCAUAGGUCUAUAUUCAGUUUUCCUUUCAAUUUUCUCAAAAAAAUAAAAUAGCUUACUAACCUGUUCUAAAAAUAGAGAUCACUUUAUUAAAAUAAAUCUCAGGUGAGCUCUGAUGUCA